Oryzias melastigma (Indian medaka) is the source of this 1951-nucleotide messenger RNA. It is a transcript of the gene stmn2a, whose product is annotated as stathmin 2a. The record is from RefSeq and is a predicted model, not a curated record. Gene Ontology annotation, molecular function: tubulin binding. The coding region runs from base 176 to 715 and encodes 179 amino acids. Gene Ontology annotation, cellular component: neuron projection; growth cone; cytoplasm. NCBI's taxonomy places the organism in Eukaryota, Metazoa, Chordata, Actinopteri, Beloniformes, Adrianichthyidae. The transcript is spliced from 5 exons. Gene Ontology annotation, biological process: regulation of microtubule polymerization or depolymerization; microtubule depolymerization; neuron projection development.
CACAGGGUCUGCCUGCGCGCUCCCGUGCGCGCUCUCUUCCUGUCUGCUACCCGAGCUAAGAAAAAUCCGUGAGUAUUCGCUGACUCAGUGCCUUAAGCAGCAUCGCCGUUCACCCGAACAGAGAUCCAGCAUCUUCUACGACGGAGACAGGAACUAAAAACUAAAACCACCAGCCAUGGCCAAGACAGCAACCGCAUACAAAGAGAAGAUGAAGGAGUUGUCUGUGCUGUCCCUCAUCUGCUCCUGCUUCUACCCCGAAUCUCGCAACAAGCUAAUGUGCGAGUUUGAAGACAUGGAGGUGAAGCCUAUAAAGAAGCGAACCUCGGGACAGGCCUUUGAGGUGAUUCUCAAGCCUCUGUCUCCGGUGUCAGAGGUCGCCCACAGCCUGCCUUCCCCCCCAAAGAGGGAUAUCUCUUUGGAGGACAUUGAGAAGAAGCUGGAGGCUGCUGAGGAGCGGAGGAAGUACCAAGAGGCGCAGGUGCUGAGAGCUUUGGCAGAAAAGCGAGAACAUGAGAGGGAUGUGUUGCUAAAAGCCAUGGAGGAGAACAGCAACUUCAGCAAAAUGGCCGAGGAGAAGCUCCAAAUGAAGAUGGAGCAGAUCAAGGAGAACCGUGAAGCCCACAUGGCAGCCAUGAUGGAGCGCCUACAGGAGAAAGAAAAGCGUGCCGCCGUGGUGCGCAGGAACAAAGAGCUGAGGGAAGAGCUGAUAGCAUGAGCCGCGCACAAGUCCUGACUUCCAUGGUCCCUCCAUCCACACACCGUCAUCCUGCCCUCAACCUCUCCGAAACACUCAACCCCGAAAGGCCGAGAGGCUAGAAGACCUCUCCACCACAUCACUGCACACACUGACACCAGUACCCACCACCACCAGUAUUCUCAUUGAUACAUCACUCUGUUCAAUUCAGUUUCAUGAAUGAAUUUGUUGAUUUUAGAAAGAAUGUAAAACAUCUAUCUAUCUAUCUAUCUAUCUAUCUAUCUAUCUAUCUAUCUAUCUAUCUAUCUAUCUAUCUAUCUAUCUAUCUACACUCUCAGACCUUUUCUUUGUCGUUAAUCGCUGUUUCUGAAUUUUGGCGGCGUUUUUCUCGUGAGAGGCCUCUGUGUUGUGGGUUGGCAGGCAGGCGGGCAGUUUGAAUUCUUUCCUAAUGAUGUCACAACGACGACGACCAUGAUGAUGUGUCUGUGUAUUUUGUGAAGAACGAUAGCCGGUGUAACCCUCCCCUACAACUCUUCAUAAUAGCAGAAAAAUGGAUCGUUGUUUAUAUACCACAUUUCACUCAUUCCCAACAUGCAAAGUCAAGGGAACUCGAGGGUCGGCCGCAGAUCCGCGCAGUGUCCAGCCUCUGAAAGCAAACUUGAUAAUUAUCGGUGCUUUAUUAUUGACAAGAAUGUGUUUUUUUGGCCCAAAAUAGAGUUUUGACAUUUGCAUAUUCCUUCUUUCCCUGACAUUUUUCAAUGAGUUCAUUGUAUGCCAAAUAAACCGCUCUGCUAGGAACACAGUAUUUGGGGAUGAAUCUAGCAAAUUAAUGAAUGUUAUGAUAGCAAACUGGUAUCAUGCAUAGUGUCUUGGAUAGUGGAAUGUGCUGUUGCUUCCAUCUUGAUAUAGAUAGUGUGAGUAUAAUGUAUGUCUGUGUGGGUGUGUGUGAAAGCAGACUUACUCCGGAAGCAUCUUUAGUGUCAUCUCUCAAUAUGGACUAGGUAGAAAGUGGAUGGAGGAUGCUUUACCUUUAGCACACUGAACUCGUCUGUUUUUAAUAUUCAGUAUACCACUGAUAUCUGCCUGCGUUCUCUGCUGCUCGUGUUUCUCCCUUCAUAUAUUUCUCUGUGAAAGCCUUGCUGAAUAAAGGUUGGGGGUUCUGUAUACAUGGCAUGUACAAUUCAAGACUUUUUUUUCUGUGCAAAAGACACAAUGGAAAUUGUAAACUGCCAAAUAAAAGAGCCAGUUCUCUACCCA